Messenger RNA from Aspergillus fijiensis CBS 313.89, 1092 nucleotides. RefSeq names its product glycoside hydrolase family 11 protein. The transcript is spliced from 2 exons. Bases 62 to 829 code for a protein of 255 amino acids. Lineage: Eukaryota; Fungi; Ascomycota; Eurotiomycetes; Eurotiales; Aspergillaceae. Gene Ontology annotation, molecular function: hydrolase activity, hydrolyzing O-glycosyl compounds. Gene Ontology annotation, biological process: xylan catabolic process. The record is from RefSeq and is a predicted model, not a curated record.
CUUCAGUUUCCAUAUCACAGUUCUAUUGUCCCACUCGAAUCUCUCUUUUUUAGUUGUGAUCAUGGGGUCUUUCCCUAUCCAAGCGCGCCUGGCUGCGCCGAUCCUGUUAUCUCUGGCAAGCAUGCUGGUGGCGGGAUCCGCCAUUCCCCCAAUGCCGCAGGGGGCGCUUUCACCUGAACGUCUAAAAUGGCUUAGGCACGUGGUUGGCCAUCAGACCGACAACGGAACCAUAUCGGACCUCGCUAAACGGAGCACUGUCUUGAGUACCAGCCAAGACGGCAUCGACAGCGCGGGAUUAUACUACUCAUUGUACAAUGCCAAUGGAGCCGAGGUCGGAUACACCGAAUACCCCUCCACCGGUCAGUUUGAACUUGGCUGGAACGCCGAGGUUGAAUUUCUCGGGGGGAAGGGCUAUAAGGGCGGCAGCACGCGCUCCUUGACCUGGGACGGUUAUUUCACCGCCGAAGGGGACUGGACUCUGGCCAUCUAUGGCUGGACUCUGGACCCUGUUACCGAGUGGUAUAUCGUGGAGUCGCACGGCAGUGGGACCCCGGGCAACGGAGACAUUCUCGGUCAGGUAUAUAGUGAUGGCGGCGUCUACGAUGUUUACAAUUUACCCUACCGAAAUGUUCCAGAGAUCUACGGGGUUACUGAUUUCGACCAGCACUGGUCGGUGCGUCGCUCCCACCGCUCUACUGGCACCGUCGAUGUAAGCACCCAUUUUCAGCGCUGGAAGGAAUUGGGUCUCGACCCUGGCACCCCAAUCUUUCAGAUGGUUACCCUAGAAGGGUUCUCUGGCAAAGGGUACCUGGACUUCACCGUCAGCUAGAAAUGGAGAGGUUACAGGACCACGGCUGUCGGUGGGCACUCCAAGCCAGAUCCCCUCGAUGAAUAUUCUUAUGAGGGCAAGGAAACAUGGCUUCGGUGUCGGAAACAGGACGCCUCUUUCUCUUCUUAUUUCAUCUUCUCCUGUUGCUAGUUUUCUGCUUCUUUAUCGACUUGUUUCCAGUUAUCAAGUUCUUCACUUACCUUUGAAAUCAUUGCCACCAAUGUCAAAUUAAGAUCAAGUUCAUCAAGACCGUUCUACCCGAC